This is a messenger RNA of Owenia fusiformis, 1067 nucleotides long. NCBI's taxonomy places the organism in Eukaryota, Metazoa, Annelida, Polychaeta, Sabellida, Oweniidae. The record is from the annotation of a GenBank genome assembly.
UCUCAUUUUCCUUCAAGUGGGUAGGUCCUAUAAGAAAGGAAGCUCUUUAACUUUAAAUAGUCAUUGGAUAAUUUGAACAUAAGGCAACAAGUAGGAAAAGUGGGACACAGAACUGAAAAAUACAUCAGUAUGGCUGUCAUAAUGCCAAUGCUUCUUAUGGCUCUUAUGUUAAGCCUUAGUGUAUGGGGAAAGCCAGUAAUGGAAGUUAAUGAUGUCAUGGACCAUCUAAAGUUCACAGUUUACACAAGAGUAAACCAAGAUAAAGGGCAUGUUGUACCAUACAACAGUACAGGAGAACUUAAAGCUUCCAACUUUGACCCUAAAAAACAGACAACUAUAGUAGUCCAUGGUUGGAUGGGAAAUCCAUUCAUAUAUACUUGGGUGGGACAUGCCAAAGAUGCCCUUCUUAGAAUGUCUGAGCAGAAUGUCAUAAUUGUCGACUGGGGACACUAUGCUAUGGAUCCCGAUGCUGUUUUAGCUGCUAAAUAUGCAAGGAAAACUGGUACAGCACUGGGGGAAUAUGUCAAGUUCUUGGAAAAUGCUGUUAAGGCAGAUCGUCGCAACAUGCAAUUGGCGGGACAUAGUAUGGGUGGCCAGGUCAUCAGUUUUGCUGCAAAGCAACUCACAAAUCCAAAGCUUCCUAAACUUUUUGGUUUGGAUACAGCCGAGGGUGAGUUUAACUGUAGUGACACUGCAGAUUGCCUAAACCCUACGGAUGCAGAUUUUGUGGCAGAAAUCCACACAAUGGUGUCCAGGACAGAUAAGGGCCACAUAGACUUCUGGCCACUUCAUCCACAUGUGAACCCAUUGAACUACAUAGGGGAGCACCUGAAGGGGGCAGGCUACUGGGUAGAAUCCAUUGCAUCUAACUGCACAUUUGAAGCAUAUGCUUGCCCUGAUAAAGACUCAUUCAAGCAUGACAAAUGUUCUACUACAUGUACAAAGAACAACUGCAAUCAUAUGGGACUGAGGGCAUCCAACCCUAAUAUACCUCACAGAGUACGAUACUUUCUAAAUGUAAAUGACCAUGCACCAUAUUGUAAAAAAUAAAUACAUUUUAUAUGCUG